AUGUUGAGAAAUAUAUUACUUAAAAAUAAAGAAAGUAGUCCAGAAUUACUCUCAAGAGUAAUUAGACUUCAAGUUGAAUUAACAAAGCCUGAUAACAAUAUAUUUAGUUUUCCUGAUUUAUGCAAAGAAGCCGGUAUAGAGCUUCCAAAUCCACACUCAAGUCUUUAUCCUUCAACUUCUGAAAGUGAUUCGGAAAGUCUAGAAAUAUUAGAGAAUUCAGAAAAAUAUGCAAAUGAAGAAAAUAAUACCGAUGGUAAAAAGAAGAGAGCUAAAAGAGUGGAACGUUAUGAUAUUUCGGAUCCUUUCGUCGAUGACAGUGAUCUACCAUCAUUUCAAAGUGAUAAAGAUAAAAUUCGUCCGAAAAUUGAUGGCUACUACGUUUGGAGAGGGCCGUUAGUAUUGGAAAAUUCAAAAUAUAAACGUAAAGCCAAAGCAGGGAAUGACGAGGAAAUGGAAAACAGUGAUAAGGAGAAUCCAAUAAAAAGAAGGCACAAGUGUAAAGCAAAAGCAAAGGAUGACAAGAAAGUUGCAAAUGGUGAUGAAGGGAUGGCAAUGGGUAACAAGGAAAAUCUAAGAAAAAGACAAUAUAAGCGUGACGAGGAAAAUCUAAAACCUCGUAAAAAAUGGAACAAAAAAUCUGAUAAAUCUGACAUAAGUGGAAAAGUCAAGAAAACAAGGAGAAAAGCUCCUCCAAAGAAUACAAGAACUCCUACUAUAAAGAAUCAAGAUGUUUUUUCUUCUUCGCACACUAGUUUAAAUAAGCAAAAAUCACAGCAGCAGCAAAGAGUUUCCCUUGAUUUAAACAAUUCAAUGCAAAUCGACACUCAAGAUGAUAAUAACCAUAAUCUUGUGGAUCCACUUCAUCCAGAGCUACAAGAGUUUAUCUCUUUUUUUAAGAAUGAAGUCUCAAAGGAAAAUUUUGGUGUUAGAUCAAAAUUUCCUCAAGUUCUCAACCCUAAUUUGACUAGAUUACUUUGUAAAGCAUAUGAACUUGAUGAAUUUAACGACAUCCUUUUUAAUGUGUUGACAAAUAUCUUACCAUAUAAUAAAUUCACACGACUUUGUUACAGAACAAUUUAUCCGAAAACAAUAUAUGAUUCAAAGUUAAAAAAAUCUGAUUUGAUUUCACAGUUGAAAAGUUCAGUUGACGAAAUAAUUCCUGAUCUAUUAAAUGAAUAUAAUGAUAAAUUAGCAAGAUUGGAGCCUGUCUCCUCCCCAUCGUUACCACCACCGUCAUCGUCGCCAUCAUCAUUGAAUAAUACCGAUGCUGAAAAUAUAGGAUGUGAUAAAAAAACUUCAAAAAGUAAAAAACCCGAUUCAAUUUUACCAAAAAGAUUUUGUUGGAAUAAUAGAACAAAAUCAUUAUUGUAUGAAAUCAUUCGAACAGAAUUAUCCAUAGUUGAAAUGACUAAUCAACUUGCAGAGUCAGAAGAAAAACCAACAAGGCUUUCAGAACUAACUUGUAGAAAAAAUUUAUAUCAACACCUCUUGACAAUUUGGCCUGAUGGUUGGAUGACAACUUAUGAGAUAGGAAGAGUACAUAGUGGAUAUAAGAAGAAACAUCAAUUAUCAUAA
This is a messenger RNA of Entrophospora sp. SA101, 1575 nucleotides long. Lineage: Eukaryota; Fungi; Glomeromycota; Glomeromycetes; Entrophosporales; Entrophosporaceae. The record is from the annotation of a GenBank genome assembly.